CUAAUAUUACAUAAUUAGUUAUAGUUCUCAUAACUAUCAAGCAUUUCAAAAUUAUCAUCGUAUCAGCGGCGCAAAGGCCCACUCAUAAAAUAUAUAUCACUGUCGCCCGCUUCCCAAUCCCAUCGCCAUGGCAAUGAACAGCCUCUUCUGGCACUUCUGCGAAUGGUUCUAUGGGUAUCCCGAACCCCCUCCGCGUGUUCGAACGAAGCCCAUGCAAGUACUAUGCGUAGCGGAACUGAAUCAUUGCAACAUGCCUUGUUGAAGCUCGGAUACGAUCAUACAUACCAUAUGCGCCUCUCUCUCUAACCUCCUUUCCAAAAGUGAAGAGGCAAAAUCACAUCUGCAGAACGGCCUCCAUGUGGCGGCUUCACUGUCCACAACUCGAUGUCCCCCGAAAAAUACUAAUGCUACAUAAAUGGGGUGGCACAUGUUUUUCGCGGCCCCACUGAUUUUGAUAGGGUUGGGACAUCAUUUUCGAAGACCCCUUACUAUUAUACACCCAAGGCUGGGUCCGUCUCGCCCGCAAAAAGUUGUUCGACGCACUGCUCGGUCACAGCGUGGCUGUCGCAGACUCGGCAGCAUCAUGUUUCGCCCCAGAGCUGAUCGCCGCCUAUGCCGAGGCCAAAAAGUCAUUCUUAACGUCCGGCGCGAUAUGGACAAAUGGCAUGCAAGCGCGAUGAAGCAUCUCUGUGAGGAGGGAAACGAAAAGUGGGCUUUGUGGCUGUUGCUUGUCCCCCCCGAGCGCGGUUGUUGGAGUGGAAAGGUUGAAGAUGGCUGGGAGCCGGUGUGCAAGUUCUUGGGAAAGGAGGUUCCGCAUGGUCAGCCGUUUCCCAGAGCUAAUGACGCUGCUGGGUUGGUUUCAGGGGAGGGUUGAGUAUGCGCUCCGAAAACAUGGAGUGAUAGCUCUUCGAAAUAUGGUUCUUACCUUUGCUUGCUUGGUGGCUGUUCUUGCGUUUGUGUGGAAGCUGGUCAGAUAGAUUUAUUUAUCCCAAUGGCACUGGCAAUAACCAACUAUGCCAGCUUUCUGUUGGCGGAAUCCAGAAGAAUAUGCUUCAACACUGACAGUGUUACUAGUCAUAAAUUGGUAAUAUUAUUUAUCAGGGCCCAUUAUUACUAUUUUCCAUCCACCAGAAAUGACGCCCCAUAAUUACCCUCCCCAUACAUGUUGGACUUGGGCCGCAUGUAAGAUAUUAUAAUUGGCAAUUGAUGCCACCGGAGAACCGCGUCACAGUUUCGGGCGAGGUAGAAGCGAAAACAAAUGCGAAAAGAGCGCAUGGCUCACUCCCCGUCAUGAGGUGAGGGGAGUAGAAAUAAAAUUAUAAACAUGAUAUCAAUAAAAAAAAGUUGUCAUUUCCAUCAGCUAAUACCCAUGGGUCAUGUGCUUGGUUUGACGCAUUGCUCG
Molecule: messenger RNA, 1402 nt
Organism: Blastomyces dermatitidis ER-3
Lineage: Eukaryota; Fungi; Ascomycota; Eurotiomycetes; Onygenales; Ajellomycetaceae
Exons: 1
Coding region: 416-874 (152 amino acids)
Source: RefSeq, a predicted model, not a curated record